AUGGGUCUAAUGCUGAUGCUACUGCAACAGCCCAUGCCAAUGGUGAGAAAGCUAGAGAUGCUUCGAACUGUACAUUUUGACCAUGAAAUACUUCGCUCUAAAGCCUGUUUAGAUUCAGUCCAGAAUCUAUUGGAGGAAGAAGGGUUCUCAGAAGAACUGUUUGAUAGGGAACUGCAGGCUCGCAAAGAGUAUGACACGGCUAUUGAUCUCCAAGAGAAGCUAUGGAGUGAAAAAUCAAGAGAUAAAUGGCUGAAAUAUGGGGACAGAUGCACCAAGUAUUUCCAUACUGCUACACGAUCUCGACGCAUCCGUAAUGCCAUUCGGGAGAUUAUAACAGAGGACGGAUCGGUUUUGAAGGAUGCAAAUGCGAUUGGAGACCACAUGGUGGCCCACUUUGAAAGCUUUUUCAAAGGAGGGGCGUCAAUCAGAGAUGAGGAGCUGUUGGCUGUAAUACCUUCUGUAGUUUCAAACAUGGAUAAUGAUAUGCUAACCUCGAUCCCAUCACAGGAAGAGAUUAAAGCGGCUGUGUUUGAUUUAGAUCCGAGCAGUGCUCCAGGCCCUGAUGGAUUCUCUGACACUUUCUUCAGGGUUUGCUGGGAGAUUAUUGGCGUGGAGGUGUGUAGAGGUAUCCAGAACUUCUUCAAGGAUGGAAUUAUUACAAAAGGUGUCAACUGUAAUUUUAUGUGCCUGAUUCCAAAGGUUGAAGGCGCUAAUAGAGUGGGCCAGUUUCGGCCUCUAUGUUUGGGGAAUUUUUUCUUGAAAAUUAUUCCAAAAAUAAUGGCUACGAGACUGUCUUCUUUAUUGCACAAGUUGAUAUCACCUGAACAAGGAGCAUUCCAGAGGGGAAAAGUUAUUUUUGAGAAUAUUGGGGUUGCUUCGGAGCUAGCCAAUAUGGUGGAGAUAAAGUGCAGGGGUGGCGGCAUGGGUAUGAAGUUGGAUGUACAAAAAGCAUUUGACACUCUUGAGUGGGGCUUUCUAUUCGAUGUACUUGGUGUCUUUGCUAUCUCUCAGCGAUGGAUUCACUGGCUGCACCAAAUCCUCCUCUCUACUAGAAUUUCAGUGUUGAUUAAUGGAGGGCCGGCUAGUUUCUUUGGUAUGGAAAGGGGAUUGAGGCAAGGCGACCCGCUGUCCCCUCUUCUAUUUAUUUUAUCUGAGGAAAUUUUGUGCAGAGGCCUUAAUGCGCUUCGCGAAAGAGGAUGUCUUAAGCCAUUGACAGGACCUAGACAGGUAUCCACUCCAUCUCAUCUCCUUUAUGCUGAUGACCUCUUCAUAUUUAUGAAGGCAGAAAUAGCAAAUGUGAGGCGUGUGAAACAAUUUAUGGAGGCGUACAGGAGGUACUCGGGUCAAGUGAUCAACCUAGCAAAAAGUAAAGUGUUCCUGGGGAGUAUCUCUAGCACUAGAAAGUGGCGCUUGGAGACGACAUUGCAGAUUCCAGUUUGCACUUUCCCUACAAAAUAUUUGGGAGUAAUCUUGAAGAAGGGCAGAGUUAAGAGUGACAUGUUCCUACCACUUCUGGACCAGUUCAAGCAACGACUGGCAGCUUGGAAGGGACGCUUACUUUCCUUAGCAGGACGCAUUGAGCUAGUUCGGUCAGUGAUGUGCAGCAUUCCAGUACAUAAUUUCUCUGUUUAUUUAUGGCCUGCUGAUGCAAUUUUAAAGAUGGAAAGAUGGAUCGGAAAUUUCAUAUGGACUGGAGAAGCUGAUUGCUCCAAGGUGAUCACGGUGAAGUGGGACAAUCUAUGUAAACCCAAACGGGAGGGGGGUGUGGGUAUCCGUCGGCUACGGGAACUCAACUUGGCGCUGAUAGCUAAGCUGGCUUGGACGAUUAGAACUGAUAAAUCGACUUUUGCUAGCUUCCUGAGGGGGAGGUUUGUGAAGAAAGAUGGAUCGCUUAAAAAUUCAGUAGGGUCUUCCACACUACUGCCAGGUCUUCAAAAAGUUUGGAGUUUUGUCCAAUCGGCUGAGCGGUGGGUUGUAGGCAAUGGCGACUCCAUUAGCUUUUGGUAUGAUAAAUGGAUCAAUAACCAAAGCAUUGAGGACCUGCUACACCCGAAUCAGAUCCCUAGCUCACUUUGUGCUAAAGUUGCAGCUUUUAUGGAGGAGGGGCGAUGGACGCUGCCAACAACAAUGGAUGCUGCCCUCCAAAAUGUUUUCAAUAUAAUCCAAGGCCUGAAUAUCAAGCAGUCAGAUAGGGAGGACUGUCGCUAUUGGGCCCACUCAAAAUCUGGAAUAUUUUCGGUAAAGACGGCUUGGGAUGAGUUGAGAGUGAAAAAGGCAAAACCUGCAUGGCAUUGGGCUGUUUGGAAUAGGGAUCUUCACCCUCGUUCUUCAGUAUUUGGCUGGCGAUUGGCACACGGUGCGUUGCCAACAGACAACAAAAUAUGUAGUAGGAUGAUCCCUAUGGUGUCCAGGUGUGAACUGUGCUUAUCGGCCGACGAGUCAGAGCAACACCUAUUUAUUGAUUGUGUAUUUUCUGGACAGAUUUGGAGUGAAGUACUAUGGCUCUUCAAUGAGACUUGGACUGGGUUCCCCUCCAUUGAGCUGCUAUUCUCCUGGUGGCGCAGAAAGUUUAGAAUAGUCCCCCUCCCUAAGGCGUGGGAAGCCAUGCUCAUUAUUAUAUGCCAGCAAUUAUGGAUGGAGCGCAAUAGGCGCCGCUUCGACAACAUCAGAAGACCUUCAUCGCAAGUGACCAAACUAUGCUUUAGAGAGGUGAUGAACUGCUACAGGGUGCAGCGGGUGCAAAUAAAGUCUAUCCAGGACCUGGUCAUUGCAAGGACGCUACAAUGUGUAAUUUCAAAUCCCCCGACAAAGAAGAUCAUUGAGGUAAGGUGGAGACAUCCCCCGGCUGGCUGGCUGAAACUCAACAUUGAUGGGUCGUCACUGGGCAACCCAGGACCGUUGGGGGCAGGGGGAAUUAUUAGGGAUCAGCAUGGUAAUGUUAUAAUUUGCUUUGCAGACUAUCAGGGAGUGGGGUCCAACUACAUGGCUGAGUUGGGAGCUCUACUAAUGGGAGUUAAGAAGGCGCAACAGAUGAAUAUUGAGAACUUAUGGGUUGAGAGCGACUCGAAGGCGGUGGUUUCAGCAAUUCUCUCUAGAUCAAUUCCAUGGAGCUUCAUGCAAGCUUGGUGGUCUAUUUCAUCCUACCUUGAUAUAAUCCAGUGGCGAAUAACUCACUAUUUUCACGAAGCAAACUCGACUGCAGAUGCCCUUGCAAAUCAUGCGGCCAGAGAAAGGACUACUACCUUUUGGAGUACCACACCAACCUUUGUUGCACAGGUCUGGUACGCCCCACAUCUUCCUCUUGUCUUGCGAGGUCUCACAUGUACUUUUUCUGAAGGGAUCAAGAUUGGUAUCGUUGGACGAAUGGGAAGUGGUAAAUCAACUCUCGUACAAGCUCUCUUCCACAUGCUUGAGCCUACAACCGGUCAGAUUUGGAUGGAUGAUAUCAACAUUUUCAAGAUUGACAUUCAUAACUUGCGGUCAAGAUUGAGCAUCAUCCCGCAAGACCCAACAAUGUUUGAGGGGACUCUAAGAAGCAAUCUUGACCCACUUGGAGAUUACACUGAUGAACAAAUCUGGGAGGUGGGGUUUUCUUUUUUUCAUUCGAUGAAUACUUUUUAA
This is a messenger RNA of Telopea speciosissima, 3621 nucleotides long. RefSeq lists its product as uncharacterized. NCBI's taxonomy places the organism in Eukaryota, Viridiplantae, Streptophyta, Magnoliopsida, Proteales, Proteaceae. Bases 1 to 3621 code for a protein of 1206 amino acids. The transcript is spliced from 3 exons. Gene Ontology annotation, molecular function: RNA-DNA hybrid ribonuclease activity; nucleic acid binding; ATP hydrolysis activity. The record is from RefSeq and is a predicted model, not a curated record.